CCCACUGCUCCCCCGGCAUCCAGAACUAGCCACUCCUUUCUUGGGCACUGCUGCCAUGAACACCUUCCUGCUCUCUGCACUGUGCCUCCUCUGGGCCUGGGCUGCCCUGGCAGGGGGAGUCACUGUGCAGGAGGGAGAGUCCUCCUUUUCUUUGGAGUCAGUGAAGAAGCUCAAGGACCUGCGGCAGCUCCAGGCGCCCAGCAUCAGGAACCGCCGGAAGGCUGAUGGAUGCCUGGCUCCCAUGCUCGGUAGGUACCCCGACUCUCCCGAAGAACUCAAGCCAUCUGCCAGCACCCCGGCGCCCAGGAGAGCUCAGAGGCUGGAGACCAUCGCCCAGGACCCGAGCAUGUGUGAAAUCUGUGCCUACGCUGCCUGCGCCGGAUGCUGGGACCGCUGGUGCUCGCUGCCUUCUGCCCCUCCCCUGCAGGAUGCUCCCUCUUCCCGCAGCCCCACCUACCUGCCCCCCAACCAGGAGCGAGCAGCCUGGGGAGGCCCAGCCCCUGACCCCAUCCGAGCUGCUAGGUGCUUCCCAAGAGCCACUCCAACCCUCACCUAAUAAACCAGAUUCCAGAGUGCUCCUGGUGUGGCCUUCGUUCCUUCCUGCAUCCGUCGGUGCACUCAUCAUCCAGCUUCAUCGAUGCCUACCCUGCCCUGGCCAGCUGAGGGGUCAGUGUGCUAAGUGCAAGGACUCUAGUGUCCCUGCUAAGCUCCUGGGGCUGCCACCACACGCAGGCACCGAGGGGCCUGAAUCUCUGGACCACCAAUGGGGGAGGUGGAACCUCUGCUUUUCUUUCGUAUCUCCUGGGGUCACCAAAGUCACCAAGCCACAUGUGAGCACACGAGUCUGUGCUGGCUUAGAUGUCCGACACAGACACUUGACCAGCUAUGAGAUCCUCCCAGAGCUCCAGAGUCUUCACCGUGCCUCAGGCUGUGGCCCCCACGGACCGUUGUAGUGUUGCCUCCUGGCCGCCCCCAGGCCCACUCCCUGAGCACGGCUCUUACGUUUCCUCUGCACUGCUCCUCUUCUCACACUCCUGGCUGGCGAAACUCCUGCUCAGGCGCCAAGGCUUCACUCCCAGGGCCCCUCCUCGGAAGACUUCCGCCCCCCGAGAGGAGUCUUCGUGACCCCUCUGCCUGGUGCUCCCAGGCACUUUAUAACCCACGCCCCUUGCCCAGCUCUGGCCCUCUGUGGGAGAAUGGCUUCUGUGCCUGGGGAAGGCUCUCUGAGCCCAAGAGAGGGAGGCCCCACAGGGAUGACCGCAUGAGAACAUAACGCAGGACAGGGAGAGCGAGAGCCACACUGUUUCAGCCCUGCAUGCCAGCCCCAGGUCUUCCACAUACUGUGUGAGGUUAGCAAAGUCACCUUCCCUCUCUGUGUCUCAGUC
Molecule: messenger RNA, 1385 nt
Organism: Diceros bicornis minor
Lineage: Eukaryota; Metazoa; Chordata; Mammalia; Perissodactyla; Rhinocerotidae
Gene: GUCA2A
Product: guanylate cyclase activator 2A
Cellular component (GO): extracellular region
Molecular function (GO): guanylate cyclase activator activity
Source: RefSeq, a predicted model, not a curated record